AUGGCUUCUUAUGCUCCGCCGGCGGGUUUCAGGUUCCAACCAGAGGCUGAAGAUCUCCUGCAGUUCUACCUCCCACUGAAGGCUACCGGACAGGAAUUGCCGUUCACGGGCGUUAUAUUUGAGUACGAUUUUUACGGCGAGAAACAGCCUUGUGAGAUAUGGGACAUGUUCGUUAACGUACGUCCCAGAGUGGACGAGACUCAGGAGGACCUAUUCUUCUUCACCAAAUUGAAGUGUUUGAGUGACUCCAGUGUCGAUCGGAGCGUCGGUUCUGGCGGUUCUUGGAGCAAUGAGUCGUGUAAGACUAUCUACGACCGUGGAACGAGAAUUCCGAUUGGCCAGAUGAGGAAAUUCCGGUACGUGAACCCGGGGUCGCCCCAAGAUGGUGCCUGGCUCAUGCGGGAGUACAGCCUGCCGAUGACGAAGGCUCUGCCCGCUGUGGAUUCUUCUUCUUCUUCGUCUUCUUCAUCUCCCUACGUGAUCUGCCGCUUGAGGAAGAACAACCGGCCCGACAGCGACAGCGACAGCAGCGAACCAGAAAGUGUUCCGCAUUCCCAAUCGAGAAAGAAAAGAAACAGAGUCAGAGCCAUCUCAGGAAGACCAGCGAAGUAG
Messenger RNA from Corylus avellana, 612 nucleotides. Its product is annotated as NAC domain-containing protein 1-like. Gene Ontology annotation, molecular function: DNA binding. NCBI's taxonomy places the organism in Eukaryota, Viridiplantae, Streptophyta, Magnoliopsida, Fagales, Betulaceae. The record is from RefSeq and is a predicted model, not a curated record. Gene Ontology annotation, biological process: regulation of DNA-templated transcription.